Aegilops tauschii subsp. strangulata is the source of this 1267-nucleotide messenger RNA. Lineage: Eukaryota; Viridiplantae; Streptophyta; Magnoliopsida; Poales; Poaceae. The record is from RefSeq and is a predicted model, not a curated record.
AGCGCAAGCCUCUCGUCACUCGCACUCCUAAGGAAAACUGGAAGAUACACUCAGGAUGGCUUCAGCGGUACGUGCUUUAUUAAUUUGCACACUGACAUGCAUAUUAAUGGUUGAAAUGGGAGACAGUAACUGAAAAGUUCUCUGAUGAAGGUUGAAAUGGGCCGGCCUUUUACCUUUCGCGCGUUUGGUUGAGUCUAUCCCGGGUGAGAAACGCGUCGCCAUCGAUGGGUCUUUGCUGAGCUGCUUAGUGGACCGUUGGAGGCCAGAGACCCACACGUUUCACUUCAGAUGGGGAGAGAUGGCUCCUACUCUGGAGGAUGUGUCACUUUUGCUGGGACUACCGUUGGCAGGUCAUGCCGUAGGACCGUUGGACGCACCGGCUGGUUGGGAGCGAGCUCUCACAGAACGUUUUCACGGUGUUUUUCCGGAUGCUCCCGAUCCGGUAUGGGAGCAUCACGGACCUAAGUAUGAGUGGUUGCUAAAUUUCCGGAUCCAGAACUUCCGGGCGCCCUUGACUGCGGAACAGAUCACUCGGAGCCUCGAGGCCUACUUACUGUGGCUUUUCGGCAAGGUGAUGUUCACGGAGAACCAUGUCACCACUAUCAGCGCCCUCUACAUCCCUAUGGCACUCGAGAUAGCGAGCGCUCAGACGGCGGAUCAGAUCAGACAGAGGAGUUGGGGUUCGGCGGUGUUAGCGGCUACAUACCGAGGUAUGUGCAACGGUUGCCAGCUUACAUCGAGAAAGCCAGCCCUUCUUGGAUGCCCUCUAUUCCUACAGCUGUGGUCGUGGGAGAGGUUCUCUAUAGGGCGACCAGAUGUACGGGUUCAUGAGCCUAUAGACGCCAUGUUUGAUGUUGAGGGCAUCGACAUGCCUACUUUCGGUCUGUGUUGGACUCGUCGCAAGAGACGCUUUGCUAGUGAUCAGACCAGGAAGGCGUACACAGCAUUGAACGAGCAGUUCGAUGCGUACACCGGGGUCAUCUGGCAGCCCUACACGGAAGCAGCCAUACAAGCGAGAUACCCUGCUGGUAUGUCUGUGCUAUGCACAAGGGAUCGAGAUUACUGGAUGACAAAAUCGAAGAUCAUCUUCGAUGUCUUCGUCGAGGAGAUGGCACAACAGAGGGUUAUGAGGCAAUUUGGUCUUCUGCAGUUGGAGCUACCUCCCCCUAUAGAGAACCCGGUGCCAGCACACAUCCACAGGCUACCUUGACACGCGAACUGUACGACGACGUGACCACCUUUGGACGAUCACUAUCGUCUGGACCUC